This is a messenger RNA of Paramuricea clavata, 2090 nucleotides long. Lineage: Eukaryota; Metazoa; Cnidaria; Anthozoa; Malacalcyonacea; Plexauridae. The record is from the annotation of a GenBank genome assembly.
AUGCGCUCUUGGUUUGGCCUAAUAAACCAGGUCUCCUAUGCAUUUGCUGCCGCAGACCGAAUGCUACCCUUUCGCGAAUCACUCAAACCUGGCUCACAAUUCACAUGGACAGAAGAGCUAAAUCAACUCUUCGAAGAAUCGAAGAAGGUGAUCGUUAACGAAAUCGAACACGGUGUACAGAUCUUCGAUAAGUCCAAGCCCACCUGUCUCGCUACUGAUUGGUCGAAAGAUGGGAUAGGCUUUUGGCUAUUUCAGAAACACUGCGACUGCCCUGCUGAGAGGCCUUUCUGCUGUAAAACUGGCUGGAAAGUUACCCUGGUCGGAAGCCGUUUUACCCACACCGCCGAAUCCAGAUAUGCUCCCAUUGAAGGCGAGGCCCUUGCAGUGGUAGACGCACUCGACAAAGCCCGCUUCUUUGUACUGGGCUGUGACAACCUUAUCAUAGCUGUUGACCACAAACCCCUCCUUAAAGUCUUUGGUGAUCGAUGUCUUGAAGACAUUUCCAACAUCCGCCUUCGCAAUCUCAAAGAAAAGACGCUUCGAUACCGCUUCCGCAUGGUCCAUAUCCCAGGCAUCAAACACAAAGCUGCCGACGCACUCUCACGCCAUCCAUCUGGCACCACCAACCCCGAAGCCAUGCCCAUCCCCGAUGACGUGGCCGACAUCAAUGCCAAUUCCCCCCCACCCAUGUUGAGCAACCCCGUCCUAGCUGGCAUCCGCACCCUUGAACCCGACACAUACUCAAUCACUGCCACCAUUGAAAAGCAACUGCUGUCAUCUGCCAUCAAAUCAACCCACUCCAUGGCCGUAACAUGGGACCGCGUCAAAACAGCAACAGCGAGCGACACAACAAUGGAGAAGCUCCUUUCAACCAUUACAGCAGGCUUCCCCGAGUUUCGCCACGAACUCCCCCCUGAUUUACAGGAAUUUUUCCAAUUUCGUGAACACCUCUAUGCCAUCGAUGGGGUUAUCCUAUACAAAGCUCGCAUUGUCAUACCCUCAUCCCUAAGAAGUCACAUCCUAUCCAUCCUCCAUUCGGCUCACCAAGGCAUCACCUCAAUUACUUCCAUUACCAAGGAGUCAAUUACCUCGUGGUCAUAGAUCGGUACUCCAACUGGCCCAUAAUAGAGCGUUGCAAAGACGGUGCAACUGGAUUAAUCCACUGCUUACGACGUAUCUUUGUCACAUUUGGAAUUCCAGAUAAGCUAGCAACCGACGGCGGACCUGAAUUUACUGCCACAUCAACACAAGAUUUCCUCACAUCCUGGGGAGUCCAUCAUCGCCUGUCAUCCGUCGCCUACCCUCACUCAAACUGCCGCGCCGAGGUUGGUGUCAAAACAGUUAAGCGCUUAAUAACCAACAACACUGGCCCUAACGGUACCCUUGACACCGACACCUUACAAAUUGCUAUCCUCCAGUACCGAAAUACACCCGAUCCCACCACAAAACUGUCACCAGCAGAAUGCAUCUUCGGAAGACCUAUCAAAGAUUUCAUCCCUAUUGCCCCUGGGCGUUACCAACCCCACCCUACCUGGAAAGAUACCCUUAUGACCCGCGAACAAGCACUUCGCAACCGUCAUAUGCGAACCACUGAAUGGCUGUCCGAGCACACACGCCGACUCACACCACUGAAAGUUGGGGACCAAGUCCGAAUACAGAACCAAAUUGGCCCCCACCCAAAAAAAUGGGAUAAAACAGGCUUAGUGAUUGAAGUCCGUCAAUUCGACCAGUAUGCAAUCCGUGUGGACGGGUCAGGCCGUGUGACACUCCGCAAUCGUAAAUUCCUACGCAAAUUCAUUCCAGUUCAACAGCGACAACCCCGACAUACUAUCACUGAGGAUUUACGGUAUCUACCAACCCCACAGACCAAAGCUUCUCAACCAACAUUGCACACCCCACCAACAGAGCCACCAAACAUCCCUAGCCCUACACCUCCCACACCCCAGUCCACAUCAAUGCCAUCUACACCAAACCACAUCACACUGGAGCAAACCCCUAGAAAACCUGAAAACCCUAGCACACCCAAGAAGCUACCUCUAGCUUUACGACGUUUACAGGAUUACAACAAAAAAGGACUCCAGGAAGAGUGA